GCGGACCCGGGCCGCCAUGGCGUCGCCCCCGCAGGCGGCAGAGAGCGGCGGUGAGGGCAGCUCGGGAUCCGGGGAGACGGCGCUGCCGCCGGGACCAGACCUGCCCGCGCUAUUCGAGCAGGCGGCAGAGCGCCUGCCGGGGCUGCUGCCCGCCGCCAGCAAGGAGCAGCUGCUCUACCUGUACGCCCGUUACAAGCAGGUGAAAUUUGGAACCUGUAACACUCCCAAGCCAAGCUUCUUUGAUUUUGAGGGAAAGCAGAAAUGGGAGGCUUGGAAAGCCUUGGGAGACACCAACCCUCAUCAAGCUAUGCAGGAAUAUGUUGCUGCAGUGAAAAAACUGGACCCCAGUUGGAAUCCUCAGAUGGCAGAGAAGAGGGCAAAGGAAAGCAAAACUGCAUUUGGAGGCCCAGUUGUCAGCUCUUUAUAUCAAGAAGAAACAAUCAGGGAAGAAGACAAGAACAUUUUUGAUUACUGCAGAGAAAACAAUAUUGACUAUGUAACCAAAGCCAUUCGAUCAAAAAAAGUGGAUGUGAAUGUCACAGAUGAGGAGGGUCGGGCUCUGCUCCACUGGGCAUGUGACAGAGGACACAAGGAGCUGGUUUCAGUACUGUUACAGCAUGCUGCAGAUGUUAACAGCCAGGAUGGGGAAGGCCAGACUGCACUUCAUUAUGCCGCCGCCUGCGAGUUUCUGGAUGUGGUGGAGCUGCUGCUCAAGUCGGGAGCUGACCCCACGCUGCGGGACCAGGAGGGCUGCCUGCCCGAGGAGGUGACAGACUGCAAAGCCAUCACUUGUGCCCUGCAGCAGCACAGUGCUGGGAAGAUCUGACAGGGGCAGAGGCUCCGGAUCCCACCCUUCUCCUUCCCUGCUGCCCUCCUGAAGGGUUCUCCAAGGGCAGUUUGUAGAGCACAGGGUCUGAGCGUACUCUCCAGCAUGAGGGGCUGGCUGGCCAGUAUGGGAACAGGGUUUUAUGCGUGCUGUCACAUUUAUAAGUAUUUACAGGGGGGCAGGAGAGACGGAGGAGAGAGAGGGUCUGGAGAAGGAUCCUGGUACUGUUCUGGUAUAGUAAACACAAGUACUGCGUUGGAUGCCUGGCCAGAACAGCCUCUGCUGACCAGUUGGCUCCUCUUUGGGGAGGACUCUCUGGGCCAGGUGAGAUCCUCAUCUCUCUGGUUCAAGUUGAGUUUUGGUUUGUUUGGGUUUUUUCCCCUGGGUCCAAACAAAAUGCUAUAAAUAAAAGCACAGUGUUGGGA
Messenger RNA from Calypte anna (Anna's hummingbird), 1251 nucleotides. It is a transcript of the gene ACBD6, whose product is annotated as acyl-CoA binding domain containing 6. Gene Ontology annotation, molecular function: protein binding; fatty-acyl-CoA binding. The record is from RefSeq and is a predicted model, not a curated record. The coding region runs from base 17 to 826 and encodes 269 amino acids. NCBI's taxonomy places the organism in Eukaryota, Metazoa, Chordata, Aves, Apodiformes, Trochilidae. The transcript is spliced from 8 exons.